UCUGGACCAGGAAAUUCAGCAGCUGAAGCAAAAAAUAUAUGAGGGUGAUGGUCGUCAGAAAGGAAAUCACGGAACAUUAGAAGAGAGACUCUCUCAUACCACUUCGCCUACCAGCCCAUCAAAGCCUCAGCUGCCCACUGGUCCGCUAGUUGAUGAUAGGGUAAGUGCUUUUAUUGAACAAGAAGUGCAGAGAAGACUCCAGAAUAUUCAUCGUAAAGCUGAGGAAAGCAAUGUUAGCCUGUCGUGGUCUACAGAAAGUUUGAAGGAGAAUGAGAGGCUUAAUAAUGGCACUGUUCAACGCAAGCUGAAGUAUGAGCGGAUGGUCUGUCGUUCUCUGGGAGCAAAUCCAGAUGACCUAAAGGACCCAAUUAAAAUUAGUAUUCCACGCUAUGUCUUGUGUGGGCAGGGAAAGGAUGAACACUAUGAGUUUGAAAUAAAGGUAAGUGCGUUUCAGUUGCUUCUUCUUAAUGUCUGGGUUCUCU
Messenger RNA from Mesitornis unicolor (brown roatelo), 482 nucleotides. Its product is annotated as kinesin-like protein KIF16B. The annotation marks the transcript as partial. The record is from RefSeq and is a predicted model, not a curated record. Lineage: Eukaryota; Metazoa; Chordata; Aves; Mesitornithiformes; Mesitornithidae. The transcript is spliced from 4 exons.